AUGAAGGCACUUGUUUAUAAAGGUCCUGGUCAGUGUGGUCUGGAGGAUCGUCCUGUCCCUAAGAUUCAGGAAGCAUCCGAUGCCAUCGUGAAAGUCGUCUAUACAACAAUCUGUGGGACAGACACGCACAUCCUGAAGGGGGACGUGCCCACGUGCACGCCUGGUCGCGUCUUAGGACAUGAAGGUGUUGGCGUCGUCGAGGAGCCAGGUCCAGGAGUUUCUCGAUUCAAGAAGGGUGAUCGAGUCCUCAUCAACUGCAUUUCCAGCUGUGCAACCUGCAACUACUGCCGGAGAGGCAUGCCCAGCCACUGCGUUAGUGCAGGAUGGAUUCUCGGCAACACGAUCGAUGGAACUCAGGCCGAAUAUGUUCGCAUCCCCUUCGCCGACAGCGGUCUGCACCACGUGCCCAAGGGUGUUGACGAAAAGGCACUUGUCAUGCUCUCCGACAUCUUUCCCACGGGACUCGAAUGCGGGGUGCAGAAUGGCAAAGUACAGCCCGGGUCGACUGUCGCCAUCGUUGGCGCGGGUCCCGUGGGUCUUGCGGCGCUGAUGACCUCCCGACUCUACUCACCAAGUCUGAUCAUCAUGAUCGACCGGGACCCCAACCGUCUCAAGGUCGCAAAGUACUUUGGGGCCCAUCACACCGUGAACAGCGCCGAGGCCUCGCCCCUGGAAGCCGUCAUGAAGCUCACCGACAACAUUGGCUGCGACACCGUCAUGGAAGCCGUCGGCGUGCCCGAGACCCUGGAGAUGGCCCAGGACCUCGUCGCGCCGGGCGGCGUCAUCGCCAACGUCGGCGUGCACGGCAAGAGCUGCGAGCUCAAGAUCGAGAAGCUGUGGGUCCACAACAUCUCGCUGACCACGAGGCUGGUCGACACCGUCACUACGCCCAUGUUGCUCAAGCUCUUCGCCGCGGGCAGCAUCGACCCGGGACAGCUGAUCACGCACGAAUUCGCCUUUUCGGACAUGGACAAGGCCUACACCACGUUCAAAGCGGCCGCUGAGCACGACGCCUUGAAGAUGCUGAUCACGGUGUAA
Fonsecaea nubica is the source of this 1038-nucleotide messenger RNA. RefSeq lists its product as hypothetical. Lineage: Eukaryota; Fungi; Ascomycota; Eurotiomycetes; Chaetothyriales; Herpotrichiellaceae. The transcript is spliced from 3 exons. The coding region runs from base 1 to 1038 and encodes 345 amino acids. The record is from RefSeq and is a predicted model, not a curated record. Gene Ontology annotation, molecular function: oxidoreductase activity; zinc ion binding.